AAAACUUACUUUAUUAUUUAUUAUAAAUUGCAUUGCAAAGCUGAGAUUUCAGUCUUUGAAAAAUAGUUUUAAAUAUAAUUAUCAUAAUAUAGUGGAAACUGAACGUCAAGAAGUAAUGUAAUCUCAAAAUUAUUUUCAAAAAGAGAUACAUGCCAAGGUAAAUUAUAGAACGAAGAAUCUGAAUUGUACUCUACUUUAUUUUUCAAACGCCUUGGAUAUUAUUUAAUGCAGAACGUACGCAGUUGAUUGUUGUAUGAUUUUAAAUAAGCAUUGAUUUCCUGCAAUCACGGUGAUCCGGCGACUACGAUAUAUCCGCGGUUCAGUUAACCGUGUGUCGUGGCGAAAAUCAGUCGCAAUGAUUUUGGCGCUCGGUGCUGUAGUGGCGUUCAUCGCUGUGUACCAAUAUCUUGGAUUGUUAUUCACAGCUGUAGUGUUUAUUACUUCUGGAUUGUUGUACCUGUUGAUAUUCCAUACGAGAUGGUGCUAUGUCGCUCUGAAAACUGCGCCGAGAGAUGUAAGAGCUCUCUGUUGUUAUGUAAAAGUAUUACUCAUAGCUUGGAAGUGCAGUAGACAAAAUGCAACAGUACCUGAUAUAUUUCAUGAAGUUGUACAGAGAAAUCCCAAUAAAAAAUGCUUUUUAUUCCAAGAAGAAGAGUGGACUUUUAAGGAGGUAGAAGAUUACAGUCUGCGCGUGACAGCAGUUUUAAAGAACCAAGGUAUCCAGAAGGGCAAUAUAGUGGGUCUGUUGACUAACAAUUGUCCCCAAAUGCCUGCAUUAUGGUUGGGUGCAACACGUUUGGGCGCAGUUUGCCCACUCAUAAAUAUAAACCAGCGAGGCAACGCUUUAAUACAUUCAAUAAACGUGGCUAAAUGCGAUGCCCUCAUAUUUUCCGAUGAAUACCUGUCAGCCAUCCAUGAUGUGUCCAGCCAGUUAGAUCCAAAAUUAAAACUUUACAAAUUUUCCCACCGUCCAUUAAACUCGCCUAAAUCUGAGAAGGCCAGUGGUGAUGGUAUUCCUGACUUUAUUGACCUUCUGGAGGUCACCCCACCUGCCCCAUGGACCAAGGCGGACGGCUUCGGCUUUCAGGGAAAACUUCUAUACAUAUACACUUCUGGAACAACUGGAUUGCCGAAAGCAGCGGUUAUAACUACUUCUAGGUUCAUUUUCAUGGUAGCAGGUCUGCAUCACAUGCGUCUUAAUUCAUCUGAUGUGGUCUAUUGCUCUUUGCCACUGUAUCACACGGCUGGAGGCGUUGUUAGCGUUGGGCAGGCGCUGGUCUUUGGCUGCACGGUUAUAUUGAAACCGAAAUUCUCAGCAUCGCAGUUUUUCCCUGACUGCGCUAAGUAUAAAGCAACGGCAGCUCAUUACAUUGGAGAGAUGUGCCGGUACAUACUAGCCACGCCCCCGUCUCCGGUGGACAAGCAGCACAACGUACGGGUUAUCUUCGGCAAUGGGCUUAGACCUCAGAUUUGGACAGAGUUCGUAACGCGUUUUAAUAUCAAAUACGUGACCGAAUUUUAUGGAGCAACUGAAGGAAAUGCUAAUAUUGCAAAUACUGAUGGUACCCCGGGAGCAAUUGGCUUCUUAUCUCGCAUCUUUCCGAGCGUAUACCCCAUCGCCAUAAUAAAAGUUGAUCAAGAAACUGGUGAACCAAUCAGGGACUCGCAAGGGUUGUGCCAGAUGGCGGGUCCGGAUGAGCCGGGCGUUUUCAUUGGAAAGAUAUCGGCAAAUAACCCAUCUCGGGAGUACCACGGUUACGUUGAUAAGGCGGCCUCAGAUAAGAAGGUUGUCAAGGAUGUCUUUGUGAAAGGAGAUUCCGCUUUUAUAUCGGGUGAUAUUUUAGUAGCUGACGAAUUCGGUUAUCUUUACUUCCGGGAUCGCACAGGCGACACCUUCCGGUGGCGAGGUGAAAACGUCAGUACCAGUGAAGUGGAGGCAGCAAUUUCAAGGGUUGCUAGCCAUAGAGAUGCAGUUGUUUAUGGUGUACUGGUUCCUAACACAGAGGGCAGAGCUGGUAUGUGCGGCAUAGUAGAUCCUGACGGAAGUCUAGAUUUAGAGCAACUAGCCCGUGACCUAGCUCGGGAUUUGCCUCCCUACGCCAGACCUAUCUUUGUGAGAGUCAUGUCCAGUAUGGAUAUGACCGGAACAUUCAAAAUGAAGAAGACAGAUCUACAAAAAGAAGGUUUCGAUCCAAGUUUAACGAAAGGUGACAAAGUCUAUUAUCUGGAUAUGAAACAGAAUAAAUACAUUCCUUUAGGACCUCAAGAGUAUGAAUGUAUAAACAACGGAAAGAUUCGAUUGUGAUUAAAUAUUUUAAUGCGUUGGACAUGUAUCAAAUUGGUUAAAGUUAACUGUGAUCGGUUGGAGCUGGUAAACCAAUAUCUGGGUAUAUUUUUUAUUUUGCAAACAAUCUCUUUAAUACUCAAUUCGCUUGUACCUUAUAAAAUUGUGAUAAAGAGUCCACAUUGCCGCGAAAAUGCCAUAGCUUGUAGUAUUCCUACAUUUGUUAUAAAUUAUUAACACUCGAAUAAUAUGAAACUAAUAAUUUAUAUAUUUUAUUUAUAAAAUGUUAUCGAAUAUGUAUUUAAAUUAUGAACCUCAACAUUGAUCUUAUGGAAGCGAUCGUUAAAUUACGCUACGACACGUGUACGGGGGCCUGCGUAUACGUCUCCAAUGACUAGUUUUGUCUUUAUCACUCUUGUAUGAAUUAACGAGACAAAACAUUUUCCGAAUGCUUAUAUUGAAACUCCUAUAAGUAAAAUUGAUAAUACUGUUUUAUUCAGAGCUGAGAAAUCUAAGUACUGCUUAAGUCCUGACUACAGCAUUGAAGUACGCGUUUAUUUACAAUAAUUUUGUGAAGUUGAUACGUUUGUAUGAAUUCUCAUAGUAAUUGUUAUGUAAUUUUAUCGAGUGAAUUAUUUAGAGUUCUUAUAGUGGAAGGGGUAGAGUUAGCUAAUAUGAGUGUUCAAUGUGCAUUAUAGGGUUUCUCCAACCAUAGAUUUUAAAGGGGACCUUCACCGAGGAAUAAAUUGAAUUGGGAUCAUACUUCAUACAUUUUGCCAGUUUCUAGGACAAAAUUCAACUAUUGUCUAUUUAUAAUAAAAGUUUAGAUUCAGAAGCAUAAUUGUAUUUUGUUAUUUUAUUCUAAAAGUGCAUGAAGUUUUCAUCGACAUUCUGAAAUGUGCCACAAAGCUUCUGUUUUUGUUUAAUGACUUGUUGUUGAUGUAGUUAGAUAAAAUGUAGUUUAAUAAAGCUUAUGGUGGGCUUAGGUGCUAAUAUCAGAACAUACUAAAGGUCGCAUGGCUACGGAGUCCGUAAACUAUUAGGAAUUGAUUUUUAGAAAAAUUGCAGACAUUCAAGACAUAUAUAGAAACAGUAUUUCGAAUCAAAAGCUAUGAAAUUAAUUCAAUAAGUUCUUCUUUUGUUUUCCAGUCUAUAAUUGUAAGACUGACGCAAUCAUUUAUUUAGGUAGUAAGGUUUAGGGUACUGUUAUACUAGUAUUAAAGUUUAUAUUUUUUAA
Molecule: messenger RNA, 3521 nt
Organism: Pieris napi
Lineage: Eukaryota; Metazoa; Arthropoda; Insecta; Lepidoptera; Pieridae
Product: long-chain fatty acid transport protein 4-like
Exons: 12
Coding region: 356-2305 (649 amino acids)
Biological process (GO): triglyceride homeostasis
Cellular component (GO): endoplasmic reticulum
Molecular function (GO): long-chain fatty acid transmembrane transporter activity; long-chain fatty acid-CoA ligase activity
Source: RefSeq, a predicted model, not a curated record